Calliphora vicina (urban bluebottle blowfly) is the source of this 1075-nucleotide messenger RNA. RefSeq names its product nucleolin. The transcript has a single exon. Lineage: Eukaryota; Metazoa; Arthropoda; Insecta; Diptera; Calliphoridae. The record is from RefSeq and is a predicted model, not a curated record. The coding region runs from base 68 to 937 and encodes 289 amino acids.
UCAUUUAAACUGUGGGAGUAAAAAGAAGGAAUUACCUUCUGCCAACAAAUCGCCACCAAUCACAAAAAUGAGUUGCAAAUUAUUCCUAGUAUUGUGUGCCGUCAUCUGUAUUGCCGGUUCUUUGGAGGCGGCCUCUUUAAGAGGAGCAGCUGCCGAAGAGAACACGGAUGCAGUAGUACAUAAAUUGGAUUAUGAAGGUGUAGAGGCAAAUAUGAGGAGUGCUCGUCAGGCCUAUCCUCAAGAUGAUUCGGGUGAAGAUUCCGAUGAGGAUGAUGAGGAAGAGGAUGCUGAGGCACAACAUCUGAAUGCCAUUAGACGUCAACAGGCUUAUGAGCAAUCGGUCGCCGACUCACAAGAGGGCAGUGAUGAAGAUGACGAUGAUGAUACUGAGGGAGAUGAUGAUGAUGAUUUUUAUGGUCGCAGACUGAGACGUGAUGUUUCAGAGGCUGUUAGCCAUAAUGAAAUUGAGGAAGACUCUAAACCCUCCGAAAACUCUGAGGAUAAAGAAAAACAACCAGCUGAAGAAUCUACCGAAACAGCUGCUGCCGCACCCGCUGCCACCCCCUCAGGUUCUUCUAAUACCUCUGUUUUAAUCAUGAUUCGUGAUGCCAUCAAGAAAGUCACCGAUCUACCCAAUACCCAGCAAGUAGCCACCAGUGCCCAACAAUAUUUCCAAUUAUUCGAACAUUUCCUACAACAAACCAUUGAACAAGUCAUUGGUGAUGAUGAUGAUGAGGAUGAAGCUGAAUCUACCACAAUUGCUGCGGAAGCUGAAAAAGAAACCGAAUCAGAAUCAACAUCAGCCGAUAAAGUAACCGAAAAUAGUACUGAUAAAACGCCUGCAAGUGAAACCAGUGAUAAGGAAUCAUCGGCCGAACAUGUUGAAGUACCACAGCCCGAAAAAUUGACCGAGGCUGCCAACGAAAUCAAAGCUUAAGUAGUCAUUUUGUAAAUUGUUAUAAAUACUUACAUACAUACUUAUUAUUAAUUAGUUAGUACAAUUUAUUUAUUGAAAUUAUUUAUUAUUUAUUUAUAAAGAUAAAAACAUAUUAAAACAAAAAACAAAUUAACGAAA